GUAAAAAAAAGGGGGAUAAGGGGACUAACGGACGUUUCUCCGUAAUAGGAGAAGAGCUACCCUGCAAAAGCCCCUGAGUGCGGGGAAUCCCUGAUAACUUUUCCUGAUAUUCAACACCAUUUUCGCUAGGACAGGACCCCGCUCUGGUUAGUAGCUCUCUCAUCUCUCAUCUAUACCUUAUACCUAGUAGUUAAUCAAACACGUAUUUACGAAUAUAUAUAUAUAUUAAUCAAACCCGAGGAGUGCAACUCCAAGGUCAAUGGCGCCGAGUAAGCCUUUCACGUACUGCGAGGGCGCGCCGUCAUGGAAUCCGACGACAUAUGUAGCUGACGCGGCGCUACACGAACGCGCCGAAGCCUUCCUCGCUAGCGACGAUUUCCAGUCCGCCGUCGUAGCCUCCUUUGCGCUACCGCAUCCCCGCCGCGAUUCCUACGUCUACCACGCCAUUGUUAGCGUUACCUUGGCCGAAGUCCAACAUAUCGUCUCGCUUGGACGUCAGAAUGCCUUCCACGCCUGGUACUUCGAGCCUGCACCCACGCCCUCUACCGAAGACGACGACGACGACGCAAAGCCCGAGCAAACCCCAUCCUCAAAAAAACUAAGAGCUCUCCCACCGCCUCCACGCCCCGACAUCGACGCCUACCUCUCCAUCUUCGACCCCAGCACCUCGACCCCCUCCGCGCUCAAGACCUUCCUCUCCAACGCCAAGAAGGGCAGCCUACGCGCCGAAAUAGCCAGCUACCUCCAGUCGAAGCGAUACCUACACCCAGCGCUCGCGUCGCAACUCACCAUCCCCAAGCAACAGAACAAGAGCAACAAGAAUAAAAAAACCAGUACCACCAGCAACGUCCCGCCGAACCCCUACCUAACGUUCCUGAACUGGAGCUGCCGCAACCUCGAAUGGGCCGGCCCCAGCGUCUCCUCGACCCUAGCAGGCAACCGCUCGCACCACGUACUGCCCGUACUAAUGCACCACUUCGGCUGCGCCUGUCCCAGCCACGAAGCGCUCUCGAUCCUGCGCGUGCUCGCCGCGGGGCGCGAGGUGCUCGACCUGGGGUCCGGCGGGGGAUACUGGAGCUUCAUGCUGCGACAAUACGGGGUCCGCGCGGUGCCCGUAGACAGCGCCCAGAGCGCGUGGCGCGUGAACUGGGUAUCCGACACGACCGUCGCCGACGGUGCCGAGUGGUUGCGCAAGCGACGACGCAGCAACAGCAACAACAACAAAAAAUCCUCGGCUGGAAGUAGCAAACCCGAAACCGAUAUAGAUCCCGACGAAGCGGUCCUCCUUCUCGUAUACCCCAUCGUCGGGGGCACUAUUGCCGGCGGUGAAGAGGGCGGUUUCACGCGGCUCAUGAUGGACGCGUAUUCCGGAGACACGCUAGCCGUGGUCGGGACGCAGAAUCAUAACGGAUACACGGGAUUCCGGAACCUGAGCAUGGACGAGUAUAUGGAACGGGAGCGUGCGGGCGAGGGUUGGGUCAAGGUUGUUCAGAUCGCGCUACCGAGCUUCCCGGGCAAAGACGAGGCCCUGUUCGUCUUCCAACGUGGCGCUAGGGCUCCAACUAGUACCGGCGAUACCAAUAUAGCUAGCCAGAUAGAUAAUAGCAGUGAUAGUAAUGUGAAGAAAGAUGGCACAUGAUUACGAAA
Molecule: messenger RNA, 1647 nt
Organism: Daldinia vernicosa
Lineage: Eukaryota; Fungi; Ascomycota; Sordariomycetes; Xylariales; Hypoxylaceae
Exons: 1
Coding region: 260-1639 (459 amino acids)
Source: RefSeq, a predicted model, not a curated record